Messenger RNA from Colletes gigas, 1045 nucleotides. RefSeq names its product non-structural maintenance of chromosomes element 3 homolog. The record is from RefSeq and is a predicted model, not a curated record. Gene Ontology annotation, cellular component: nucleus. NCBI's taxonomy places the organism in Eukaryota, Metazoa, Arthropoda, Insecta, Hymenoptera, Colletidae. Bases 139 to 966 code for a protein of 275 amino acids. The transcript is spliced from 6 exons.
GUCAUUCAACGCGCGUAACGUGCACUCUUAACCUCGAAAUAUAAUCUGAAUAAAGAAUUCUUUCCUAAAUUGUCAGAUUUACACGUUACAUAUAUACUGUAUUUUUAAAUAACGUGUUUUUAUUGGCUACUGUGUAAAAUGGGUUUACCACAAAAAGGGAAGUCAAGCUUACACCAAACUAAAUUUUUGUCACAAACGAGCAACAGGCCAAGAAUCAAAAAUGUUACAACUUUGUCUCAACCUCUUCAAAGCAGAAGUAGAAAUAAUCAAACGAUGAGGCAUAAUCGAAGGGAACAUGUUGAUGAAGAACUGUUUAUGGCUGAUGAAGUAGAAAAUCAACGUGUCUGUACCUUGAUAAAGUAUUUUUUUGCAUUAGACAAGAAAAAGCAGAUUAUAAGUAAAUCACGCAUAAUCAAGAACAUUUUUGGCAAUCAGGGGAAACAUUUUCAUAAAGUGAUGACCGAAGCAAAAAAUAUAUUAUCAAAGGUUUUUGGAUACCAUUUGGUGGAACUGGAGGGUAACAAAUACAUGUUGGCGAACGAAAUAGCUAACGCGACAUCGCACAUUCGUUUGUCCGAGUCCCAAAGUAAACAACAAAUACUGUUAUUUUUAGUGCUCACGCACAUCUUUAUGCUCGAGGGAUCCUCUACCAAAGAAUUACUGUGGCAGUUUCUUAAAAAUUUGGGUAUUACAUGCUCGGACAACACCCAUCACUAUUACUUCGGCAAUGUUGUACACUAUAUAGACGAGAUAUUUGUUGCCCAAAAGUAUCUCGAUAAAAUAGUCGUGGACAAGGAUGACUCAUCAAAAAUUGAAUACAAAUGGGGACCUAGAGCAGAGUAUGAAUUUUCUCGACGCGCUUGUUUGGAAUUUAUGUCAGAAGUCUACAAUGGACGUCCAAUACAAAAUUGGCCGUUGCAGUGUAAAACUAUGAUCGCACGAGAAAAAUCGAAGAAUCUCCACUGAUCCACGUUAUGGAUAAACUGUAUAUCGACUGAUUAUGUUUAUUAACUGUUUAUACAUUUUACAAAAAUAAAUUUGUGUU